Porites evermanni is the source of this 375-nucleotide messenger RNA. NCBI's taxonomy places the organism in Eukaryota, Metazoa, Cnidaria, Anthozoa, Scleractinia, Poritidae. The record is from the annotation of a GenBank genome assembly.
AUGGCCCUGUACGAAACUGCAAAGACUUCCUUGGGCGAACUUCCUGAAUUUGACCAAGAUGUACAAACUUACGACAUGAAGCUUCCUGACUCUGCCAACGAGGUGCUCAUAUAUACGUUCGUCACCACGAGCGGAGAAGGCGAGUUCCAACGAGGCUACUACGAGAUUUCUACCACCAAGGAUGGCAAGCAAUUCACCCAGUACAUGAAUGUUGCCACUGGCCAGGGUGUGAAGGCUGUUAACUCUUCCAACAUGUGGUUCCCUAAAGGUGAUGGAAAACUGAGCAUCAAGUUGGUGCAUGGCUCCGAGAAAAAGACCAGCAUCAAGGGAAAGGCAGCUGACUGGAGCGAAGUAUUUAUCAUCGGAUACAGAUGA